Linum tenue is the source of this 3232-nucleotide messenger RNA. The record is from the annotation of a GenBank genome assembly. NCBI's taxonomy places the organism in Eukaryota, Viridiplantae, Streptophyta, Magnoliopsida, Malpighiales, Linaceae.
GCCAAGCCACCAAACUCCAACCAUUUUCUUUCGCCAUAACCGAACCACCGCGCUCAACCCCAUCGCACCGCCCGCCUACUCUUCGCCACCACCUGGCCCCUCAACAAACCCUCCGAUUCCUAGGGUUUCCCUAAUCGGCGACUGCCCCAUGGAACCUUCUCCUUUUCCUCCCGACGCCCCGCUCGACGAAUCAACGAUAGCUCAUCUCCCGCCGGCGACCGAACCGUAUCCUUCUUCUUCCUCCGGCGUCUGGGAAUUCACCGAUCUCCUCGACUUCAACAUCAACGGUCACUUCCCGCUCGCCUUCGACUCCAUCGACGGUACCGCCUUGGACUAUAUCCCUGAGCUGGAUCCUGGCCACUUGACGCCCGAUACGCCGCCUCCCGACCAGGUCAGGAAGCGGGACCCGAGGCUCACCUGCUCCAAUUUCUUGGCGGGCAGGGUCCCCUGCGCCUGCCCGGAGCUGGACGAUCAAUUGGAGUUGGAGCGGGAGGAAGGCACCCCGGGGAAGAAGCGUCCACGUGUCGCCAGGGGAGGGCCCGGGAUGCACCGGUGCCAGGUUCCCGGUUGCGAGGCGGAUAUCGGCGAGCUCAAAGGUUAUCACCGGCGGCACAGGGUGUGCUUGCGUUGUGCUAAUGCGACCGCCGUUGAGCUCGAGGGGGAGACCAUGAGAUACUGUCAGCAGUGUGGGAAGUUUCACUUGCUUUCCGAUUUUGAUGAAGGCAAGCGCAGCUGUAGAAGGAAGUUAGAGCGUCACAACAAUAGGAGACGUAGAAAUCCUGGCGCUAAAGAGGGGACUAACCUGGAUAGUUUGCAAGCUGAAGAUGCUGGUGGUGAUGGUGAAGUUGAAAAAGAGGGUGUAAGCUUGCAGAUUGCUGGCAAGGAAGGUCUGGUUGUGAUUGAAGAUGAAGCCCAUAAAUUGAACAGUGACAGUGGUGCUGGUUCAGCUGAAACCCAAUUGGAUGUCGGAAAUGAUGAUUCUGGUGGGAAGUAUGAUUCCAAAGUGUCGCGCUCCCCUUCUUAUUUCGACAACAGGACUCCUUACUCAUCGUUGUGUCCAACAGGUCGGGUCUCGUUCAAGCUCUAUGAUUGGAAUCCAGCAGAGUUUCCGAGAAGGCUCCGUCACCAAGUAUUUUAAAGAAAUAUUUUGCAGUUUAGUAUUUGAUGGCCGAUAUGGUAUUUAUUUACUUAAGAGUAUAGGAUUUUGGCUAAUGCUGUUCUCAUCGCAUAUGCAGAUAUUCCAGUGGUUGGCCAGUAUGCCUGUCGAGUUGGAAGGAUAUAUUCGUCCUGGAUGUACAAUCUUGACUGUGUUUGUUGCAAUGCCAAAACUUAUGUGGGUGAAGUUGCUCGAAGACCCUCUAUCGUAUGUGCACAAUUUUGUUGUUGUUCCUGGAACAAUGCUGUCCGGAAAAAGCCCUAUGAUCGUUUAUCUGAAUGAUAUGGUGUUCCGAGUUAUGAAAGGCAAGAUCCAUUUGAAGUUUCUGAUUGACCUCCUGAUCAUUAAUAGUGGAACUUCCGUGAUGCAACUCAGUAUUGGAACACAAUCCCCUAGGCUUCACUAUGUUCAUCCAACGUUCUUUGAGGCUGGGAAGCCAAUGGAGUUUGUUACCUGUGGAAGCAAUCUAUUCCAAUCCAAAUUUCGGUUGCUGGUGUCAUUUGAUGGGAAGUAUUUAGCAUAUGAUUCCUGUGUUGGACUUCCCAGUGGUGGUCCAGAUGGAGCAGCAACCAGGGACCACCAGUUGUGCAAGAUAUCUAUUCCUCAUGUUGAUCCUAAUAUUUAUGGUCCUGCAUUUAUCGAGGUUGAGAACGAAAGUGGUUUAUCGAACUUCAUUCCUGUGCUCGUAGGAGAUCGACAAAUCUGUUCCGAAAUGGAAGUAAUACAGCAGAGAAUGGGAUUAUUAGAUGCAUCUCAUCCACCAACAGGUCUACUGCACUGUGAGGUUUCAGAAACCAGGCAAAGAGCACUCUCGGAGUUGAUUGUGGACAUAGCAUCGUUGUUGAAACCGCCUUCCCAAGAAGAUAUCAAGCAAAAAAAGACCUCUUUUCAGAUCCAAAGAUUCAUACAUCUAUUGCAGUUUUUGCUACAGCAUGAAUCGACCUUCAUUCUGGGGAAAAUUUUGUCCAAUCUGAAGAUACUAAUGGAUGAACUAUGUGUGGAAAAUAAUGCUGAUGACAAGCUAUUACAAAAACACAUUAAUGAUGCCCGUAUGUUUCUUCUCCAACAAGCAAACAGAAGCAAAGGUUGGGUUUCACGGCCAGAGUGUACUACACAGGACCCUGGUGAUGUAGAUCAAUGUAGCUCGUCAAACAAUUUUCCAUCAGUUGCUGCAUGUUCUGAUGAGGACAUAGAGAGUAGACCUGAUAACCGGUUGAGGUUAACGGAAGACUCAGGUCAUGAUGUUACAAAUGACAAGACUCCGCUCCUAAAUGGACGGGCCAUCAAGUCAUGCAGUCUCAUGUUGUCCAACCGGGUAUUGAGGUCACGGCCUGGGAUGUUUGUAAUUGCUGCCAUGGCAGUGUGCCUCGGAGUAUGUGCAGUCCUGCUCCAUCCCAAAAGUGUUGGCAAACUCGCUGUCUCGAUCCGGAGCUGCUUGACUGAUAGUCGGUACUAACACCUUACACCAGCCUAGUAAGCCUUUUUGUUUGUAAAUCUCAGCUAGGUUAAUUUGAAGCUAACAAAAGGCUCCAACCAGUUCGAGUGCUUAAAACCCUUCUCAGUUUGACAAGCCACAUCCUCGAAGCAGACGAAGAAGACUGCCCUGGUUUUUAGCCCCAUGCCGAGGAAACCAAAUUCUUUGUAGGGCUUGCCUAUAUAUUUGUCUGUUUUUUUCUCUCUUCAUGUAGAUCUUGGCAGCCAUCAGAGGGUUGCCUUAGUGUAUGUCAUGUGUAUUUUCUGUUAGUUGCUGUCUCCAUUUCUCUCGAGAGGAUAUGAAGCAGCAGUGCCCGGAGAAGAAAAAGGAAGAGAAUACCUUUUAGAAGCCGGAGAGACACUGGAAACCAAGUCUCUGUUGGCUUACUACCCUUUUCAAUCAUUCCGUUUCAUGCACCGACAAUUUAUGGGUCAGUAUAAUUGGAUUCGGUUUCGAUUGGGAAAUAAAUGACCAUGAAAUUGUCAAGCAAUUGAGAGGGAGGUCGUUUGGAAGAUAAGAAUCUGAAUGAAUGAUGCUGAAUGGAAGUAUCCCAAACUACUUGUAAAAAUUACAAUAAUUUAGCAUACACAACAAAAAACGGC